This is a messenger RNA of Nelumbo nucifera (sacred lotus), 1339 nucleotides long. RefSeq names its product CURVATURE THYLAKOID protein. Gene Ontology annotation, cellular component: chloroplast thylakoid membrane; thylakoid. The record is from RefSeq and is a predicted model, not a curated record. Lineage: Eukaryota; Viridiplantae; Streptophyta; Magnoliopsida; Proteales; Nelumbonaceae.
AUAAUUUGUGGACCGAAGAAUCCCCUCUCACUCUCUUCCAGGCCUUAGCUCCCUCCCUCUCUCGUCAUCUACCACUAAAACCCAUUUCCCUCCUCUCUCUCUCUCUCUCUCUCUCCGAGUAUUGACUCACCAGAAACAAAAAGAUAGGUACAUGGCUUCCACCAUUACAAUCCUGCCUCCCUCAUUGCUCUUCCAUGGAAGAAAAGCCCUCUCCAGAGAUGCUCGGAAGCUUCCCGUUUCUGCCGUCGGAGAGAAAAAGAGACGGUUAGAAGUUGUUGUGAAGGCCAGUGGGGAAAGCUCUGAAUCUUCAUCCUCCUUGAGUGUUGUGAAAUCUGUUCAAAAUGUUUGGGAUAAGUCAGAAGAUCGAGUUGCACUUAUUGGUUUGGGGUUUGCGGGUGUGGUAGCUCUUUGGGCAUCCACCAAUCUUAUUGCGGCCAUCGACAAACUUCCUCUUAUUCCAAGUACACUAGAAUUCAUUGGCAUCUUGUUUUCUUGGUGGUUCAUAUAUCGUUAUCUCUUGUUUAAACCAGAUAGGGAAGAGCUGCUUCAGAUCAUCAAGAAAACAAUAUCAGAUGUUUUGGGCCAGUGAGUGUGCAGCUCUACAGAAUAGUAGGAAGAAAAGGAUCAGAAGGGUUUGUAGGAGGUUAAUGUAAUUGUUUUCUGCAAGCUACGGCUACUUGAUUUUUUUUUUUUUUUGUGAACCUACAUGCCCAACAAUAGUGACAAUUAGAUGUAAGGAGCGUUUUCAUCAUUGAAGGAAACAUUGCAAAAGCCCUCUCAGAUCACAAUUUAUGAAAUUAGGAAUUGAAGGCCCAUAGAUCGUGUUUCCAGCCCCACCUUGCCCCUUUGUACAAAACUCAUUUUUUGGAGUGGGAAUGGUAAAUAUGGAAUGGACCUUAGUGAGCGACCCAUUGGUAAAUCAUGGUCCUGUUGGCUCGAUAACGUGCAAAUAAUGGAUAUCUUAUUGUCAGCUGCUCAUUCAUUUCUCAUUAGAACAGAGGAGAUUUCCGUUAAUGGCUCAAAUCAACGAGUGUGCAUUACCUUGACCUUCCAUGAUCAGAUUAUCUUAUCUUUGUUCAAUGGGCCAAUGCGCGAGUAUGCUCACUUCUUUUCAAUUGGCUUUCUAGACAGAGUGAUGAUUAUGCUGGAGGUGAUCGCGCUGAGUAAGAUGUGAGGCCUAUCAUUUCCAUCACUCGUUGUUUCAAUGAGCUAGGUUGUUUUCUUAAGAAAAUGGAUCCCUCAAAUGAUGCAUUUUCACUACUUGUAAUCUCAAAACAGUGGAAAUUCCUUCUUUGUUGUAUAUUUUCAUUUUCAGGAGUGGAUUUCACAUAUUACGUCA